Messenger RNA from Knipowitschia caucasica, 213 nucleotides. The record is from the annotation of a GenBank genome assembly. NCBI's taxonomy places the organism in Eukaryota, Metazoa, Chordata, Actinopteri, Gobiiformes, Gobiidae.
AUGCGGCCUGUGCCACUGCCUGGUCUCAUCAACGCGGCCGAUCACCCCUGGUCCCUCCCUCCUCCUCUGAACCUGCAGAUAACCCCAGGUCCUGGUGCCAGUCCGGUCCUGAAGGUCGAGUGGAAGGCAUUGUGUGUGGCAAUACUGGGCCGCGAUGGGACACUGCUCAAGCUUCCACAGACAACCACGCUGGGGCUAAACCUGGUGGCCUGA